Molecule: messenger RNA, 2150 nt
Organism: Ornithorhynchus anatinus (platypus)
Lineage: Eukaryota; Metazoa; Chordata; Mammalia; Monotremata; Ornithorhynchidae
Product: corticosteroid-binding globulin-like
Exons: 5
Coding region: 212-1393 (393 amino acids)
Biological process (GO): negative regulation of endopeptidase activity
Molecular function (GO): serine-type endopeptidase inhibitor activity
Source: RefSeq, a predicted model, not a curated record
CUGACCCAGCUUUCCACAGAUGCUUGAAGAGACGUGUCCCUCCGGUGUCCCUAGGAGUGGCGUCACAACUAUCUGCAUCUAGGCCGACUGACUCUGUCUGUGGGUGGUGGGAGAUCUCCAGCAUCAGGAUAUCACCAUCGUGAAUCAUCUAGUUUUGCCGCCUGUCCCCACCUGGCUUCUUUCCUCCUGAAGAGGAGCAGUUUCGAGGAGGAUGCAGUCCCCCCUCCACUUCUGGCCAACAUCCUUCUGGCCAUGGGCCAUUCUCUACCUGGUCUUCAGGGUUGCUGUCAUCUCCUGUGAUCUGGCCUGUUACAACAUCGCCCCAUCCAACAUCGAUUUUGCGUUCAAGCUGUACCAGCAGUUGACUUCCAAAUCACCGGACCACAACAUCCUAUACUCGCCUGUGGGCGUCUCGUCCACGUUGGCGACCCUCUCCCUCGGGGCCCGAUCUGACACCCAGACACAGAUCUGGGAGAGCCUGCAAUUCCAACUCACAGAGUUGUCACAGGAUGAGAUCCUCGAGGGCUGCCAGUGCAUACAAACUGCCCUCAACACCCCUGGUGCAUUGCCACCCACAAAGAUAGGAAGUGCUCUGUUUGUUUCCCCCGGUGCAUUGCCACCACCAGUUUUCACAGACAAGGCUGCUGAUGUGUUUGGAUCUGAAAUCAUCUAUGCGGAUUUCCAGGAUCCAGCAGGGGCAAAGUUUCAAAUAAACAACUAUGGCGAGGAACAGACCUUUGGCAGGAUCGAGGAUGUGACCCCUGCGCUGAACACGAACACCUUGCAGGUCCUCAUGAGCACCUCACGCAUUGAAGGUGACAGCCCCCCUCUGGAUGAGCCCUGGCCCUAUCUGGGUUCUGUCGGGGGCCAGUGGGACUUCCCCUUUGAUGUCAAUCAGACCAUAGAGGAGAUGGACUUCUUCGUGGAUGACAGGAGGGUCGUCAAGGUCCCUGCCAUGUACCAGAAGGGUCAGUUUGACAUCUACCGUGAUGAGGGAGUGGCUUGCACUCUGAUCAAUAAGAAAUUCUUCAACACAUCCGGAAUGUAUUUCAUCCUUCCCGACAAAGGGAAGAUGCAGCAAGUGGAAGAAGCUAUGAGUGGAGCACUCCUUCUCAAAUGGAUGGACAACAACGUUCUGAGUGAUGCGGAGCUGUACAUCCCCAAGUUCUCUCUGUCAACCAACUACAAGCUGGAAAAGAUCCUCCCUAACUUGGGGAUCGAGGACCUCUUCACCCAGCAGGCCAACCUCUCUGGUCUCACCAACCAGUCAGGUGUGGCCGUCUCCAAGGCAGCCAUGUCAUCUCUGUCCAGCCUGGCCUACUUGUCCCUCCCAUUCCUGUUGAUCCCUUUUGCUGAUUGGCCACGCUGGGAAUGCCAAGCAGGUCUGAUGUGACAGAGGGAAGGGCACAGAUGGGACUAGAGGAGUUGCCUCAUGCCCUGUCUCUCUCUUUCCCCCCCUUUCUCUCUCUCUCUCUCUCUCUCUCUCUCUCUCUCUCUCUCUCUAUCUAUCUAUCUCUGUCUCUCUCUAUAUAUAUCACACUAAAUCCUAAAUGAGCAUGAGUAUUGGUGGACACCACCGGGCAGAGGCCCAGGUGACCCCGGGGUGGGUUGACUGACAUCUCCACAGGCAUGGCAGUGCAUGUGUGUCCUCUGACCCAAAAAUGACUCCAUAGCUCUCCCCACAUGGUGCCUAUGAAUAUGGAUGAAACAGAGCCUUUCUCAUACUCUAUUUUCCUCCAACAUUUCAUGAUUUUUCUCUGCCACUUGCAUUCUUGAUUUCACAUUUGCCUCUCAAUCUUCCGAGGUGCACUAAAGGCAGAGCACCUGGCUGGCAAAAGCCAUCCCCCACUGUCCCCCCACCUCCCCACCUACAGUGUGGGUCUGUAGUUUAGUGGUUAGUUCGUGGGACUUGUACAUGAUGGUCACCAUUCAAAGUUUGGGGGGUUCGAGUCUCACCCGCAUUGCCUUUCCCUCUAGACUGUAAACUCACUGUGGGCAGGGAAUGUUUGUCAUAUUGUACUCUUCCAAGUAUUUAGUCCAGUGCUGUAUACCCAUUAAGGGAUCAGUGAAUAGGAAUGGCUGACUGACUGAUAGCAUAGGACAAAUAUUGGAAAUUUCCUCCACUUGACCAGCUGAUCUCGGUGGUGGGG